CCCUAUUCGUACAGUCGUAUUAUACUUGUAAGGAUCAAAAUUAAAAGUCAAUGCCGCAUUAUCAUUACAUCAAGCACACAUAGAAACAUUCAUACGCACACAAAGUUAUACGCUCCCCCAAAAAGAAGAAGGAUGGCCAUAUUCGAUCCGUUUCAGCUCCGCCACAAACCACCGUCGAUUUUGCCUACAUCAACGUUUAAACCAAGCCAUGUUAUUUCCGUCGUCGCCAAGCUCUUUUUCACCAUAUGCAUAUUUAUCUCUGUUGCUAUGAUCUUCUUCUACAUCAUCUUCUCCGAUUGCUCUGACUGCCACCGCAUCGCCGGCCACCUCCGCUUUGACCGUGGCAACGUGAGCUCCACUACCAAUUCCUCCACCUCCUCAUCCUCAUCCUCCUCGGCUAUCCUCCGGAAAAAUCAGUCCUCGGAAGCCACCGAUGUCUCUCAUAUAGUUUUUGGGGUUGGUGGCUCCAUUCAAACGUGGACAGAACGUAGCCGCUACUCCGAGCUCUGGUGGCGUCCCAACGAUACCCGAGGGUUCGUCUGGCUUGAUGGGGAACCGCCUCUUAAUAUGACGUGGCUCCCGACUUCUCCACCGUACAAAGUCUCGGCGGACACCUCCCGUUUCAAUUACACUUGCUGGUAUGGUUCAAGAUCGGCCAUACGAAUGGCGAGAAUCGUCAAGGAAAGUUUUGAGCUAGGGUUAAAGAACGUGAGAUGGUUCGUGAUGGGUGACGACGACACCGUUUUCUUUCUUGACAAUCUAUUAGCGGUGCUCAAUAAGUACGAUCACAAUCAAAUGUAUUACAUCGGAGGAAACUCCGAGAGUGUCGAACAAGAUAUCGUUCACUCCUACGCCAUGGCUUACGGUGGCGGAGGAAUAGCAAUUAGCUACCCAUUGGCAAUUGAGCUAGUAAAGAUACUCGAUGGCUGUAUUGAUCGAUACGCAUGGUUAUAUGGAUCUGAUCAGAAGAUUGAAGCUUGUAUUAGCGAAAUUGGAGUUCCCUUGACCAGGGAACUAGGGUUUCAUCAGAUUGACAUACGUGGCAACACGUACGGUUUACUGGCUGCGCAUCCGGUGGCUCCUCUGGUAUCGCUCCACCACCUCGACUACGUUGACCCGAUUUUCCCCGCAACGACCCAAAUCGACGCCCUAAGAAGACUCAUAUCGGCCUACAGAACGGAUCCAAGCCGGAUAGUCCAGCACAGCUUUUGCCAUGACCCGACCCGGAACUGGUCUGUCUCCGUUUCAUGGGGCUACACCGUUCAGAUUUAUCCGUCUCUAGUCACGGCCAAGGAUCUUGCGACACCGUUUCUUACGUUCAAGUCGUGGCGGACGUCGAGCUCCGAGCCUUUCACGUUCGAUACCCGACCCAUCAGCGACGACCCGUGCAAGAGACCCGUUGUUUAUUUCUUGGACCGGGUUUAUGAAGUCGGAUCGGGUCAGACUCUUACGACUUAUCGGAAGCAUGUUGAAGUGGACGACCCGCAAUGUGAUUCGCCAGAAUAUGCUCGCGCCAGUUCCAUCGAGUUCAUCGACGUCUCCGCUACUACGUGGAUGCCAAAUCUCUGGAAAAUGGCACCACGGAGACAAUGUUGUGAGAUUGUCAACAGUGACGAAGACUCGGAAAACGUAAUAAAUGUCAAGAUACGGCAUUGUAAUUCUUUCGAAAGUGUAACUCCAAAGUCAUAGCAUCCGAGCGAAAAAAUGACCAAAAGAUGUUGAAGUCUGACAGAUGGCAUGGAUCGACCGUCUCAUACCAAGAGGAAAUGAUCAGCAAUUUUCCCAUUGUUGUAACUUUUAUGUAAAUACCAACUAACCGAAAGUCGGAACUUGGAUAAAGUCAAAAUUAACUUUACAUAUUGUAAGUUUUCUUUUUCCAACAUUUCAUUUUUAAGCAUAGAUUUAGCUGGUCAUGUAACAAAUGUUUUGCCGAAACGUAUUUAUUAUACAGCCAGAGCUGGUUUUAG
Molecule: messenger RNA, 1967 nt
Organism: Thlaspi arvense
Lineage: Eukaryota; Viridiplantae; Streptophyta; Magnoliopsida; Brassicales; Brassicaceae
Source: the annotation of a GenBank genome assembly